AGGGGGGGGGAGGAGGAGGAGGAGGAGGGGGAGCAGGAGGGUCCGGGCCUUCCCCCCCUCCCCCCCGGCGGCUCGGAGCGCGGCGGGGGCGCGCCGGGGGCCCGCAGGAGGGCGGCGGCGGCGGGGGGCGCGGGGCCCGCCGCGGGGCUGAGCCCCGGCGCUGGCGGGCGGCGGCGGCGGGCGGCGGCGGAGGCAGCGGCCGCCUCGGCGCUCGGUGGCUGCGCUCCGCUCCCUGGUGUGUUGAUUCUUCCCCCAGCUGCUGCCUAAUGGAGUCCAGGCGCUCGCGUCACAGGAAAUGCCUAUACUGCCCUCCUCACUCACUUCCGGUGGCAGGUAUGGAGCCUAUGGGGGGCCUGUCAGGCGGCACGUGCGCCGGGCGGCGGGGCGGGAGGACCGCGGACGCGACCCUGACCCCGGGCCCGACGCCCCCGACGCCCCCGACGCCCCCGACCCUGGCCCCGCGUGAACGCGGCCUCGACCGCGACCCCGGCCCCGCCGCCCCCGACUCCGGCCCCGCGCGGACGCGGCCUCGACGGCGACCUCGGUCCCCGCCCCGACGCCCCCGACCCCGGCCCCGCCCGGAUGCGGCCCCGACCCCGACGGCCGCCUUAGCAGCAGUGGCGGUGUAAUCGCAAGGUGACUCACAUUGGAUUAUUUAUUCUCCUGAGACAGACCCGAGUGCCAGCUAAGAAUCGUAGGGCACCGUCCCUGUAGCCAGCAGAGCCUGAAUUACUGGAUGGUUAACACCUUCAGAGAUCCCUGUUUGUAUGUUCACUUGAGCCUACCUUAUUAUUAUUAAGGGUUGUUCAGAAUAAUUUGUUAGGCUCCUAACAGUGUUGAGGACAAGCUUCUGGGUGAAGCGCAUAGCUUUCCUAAGGAAAUGACUGUUUACACGUGGGGGUGAUCACUCACACGCCUAGUGUGCGCAGACGUUUUCUCAAAAGUGUCUGCGUGGCUGCUCAGUGGUCACUUAGUGAUCACUGCAUAUAGGGCUCAUACUUCAUUAACAAAAAUAAA
Messenger RNA from Hyaena hyaena (striped hyena), 1017 nucleotides. Its product is annotated as alpha carbonic anhydrase 8-like. The transcript is spliced from 2 exons. The record is from RefSeq and is a predicted model, not a curated record. NCBI's taxonomy places the organism in Eukaryota, Metazoa, Chordata, Mammalia, Carnivora, Hyaenidae. The coding region runs from base 267 to 629 and encodes 120 amino acids.